AUGACCCACUUACCCUUUCCAUACCAAGACAGAUUAAUAGGAGUACCGGAGAAUGACAUUAAGACUUUCUUAAACUUCUUAGAUCAAAUGGACGUAGUUUACAGCGGCGAUUCAUGCCAUGCAAAUUUUACUCAUAUUAGUAACCAAAAUCAGCACCUACCCCAAAGGAACCGUAGUGACGGUGGUUGGUGGAACCAUCUGUCCGCGCCGCGACACAAUACGAUGCCUGCGCGCAAAACAUAUUCCAAUGGAAACGUGUAUGACGGUAGGAUCAAUCGCAGGAAUUCGUGGAAUAAUAAUAACAACAAUAAUUAUCACCCAUAUCAAGAUGGUAACUACACGCAAAAUGAAAUUCACAGACAGUACAACAACAACCGCAAUAGGAGACAUGAGAACAACCGGUACAACCCGGGCUACUUUGACAGGAACAUGCCAUAUAACAGACAUAACUACCACCAAAACAACAACAAUCCCAACAAUCGUCGACAGAAUAUGUGGAACACACAAAAUUCACGCAUGACAAAUCAUAACCCUCCGCGGAAUCCGCCGCCGUUCCCCAGUACAGUUAUGCACUCCCCGCCACGAAGUAACAAUAACAAUUGCGGCGCGCCAUCAGCUGACGCUUGGGCGCCAACCUGCCGGAUUGUAAACAUAAUGGAGCUGGCCAAUGAACCCAUCCAAACACAGCAGACGACGGAAAACAGUCGACGACCGAGCUAA
This is a messenger RNA of Schistocerca piceifrons (Central American locust), 720 nucleotides long. RefSeq names its product GATA zinc finger domain-containing protein 14-like. The transcript has a single exon. Lineage: Eukaryota; Metazoa; Arthropoda; Insecta; Orthoptera; Acrididae. The record is from RefSeq and is a predicted model, not a curated record. Bases 1 to 720 code for a protein of 239 amino acids.